Molecule: messenger RNA, 1998 nt
Organism: Kwoniella botswanensis
Lineage: Eukaryota; Fungi; Basidiomycota; Tremellomycetes; Tremellales; Cryptococcaceae
Exons: 7
Coding region: 1-1998 (665 amino acids)
Biological process (GO): mRNA processing
Cellular component (GO): nucleus
Molecular function (GO): RNA binding; metal ion binding
Source: RefSeq, a predicted model, not a curated record
AUGCCCUUCAACGACGCUGUCGAUACUGCUGAAUUCAAGGCGUGGCUAGUGACGACCAUCGAGCCAUUAUGUGAUGCGGACCCAAUCGUCAUGUCAGAUUAUAUCAUCGCUCUGCUGAAGCACGAUGCGGUGAUGGCGGAGGACGAAUGGAAAGUGUUUAUAUCGAGGGAAUUGGAGGAUUUCUUGGAAGACAAUUCCAGAACAUUCGUCGAUACCCUCUUUCAGACUCUAUCGAAUAAAUCCUAUCUUCCUGCCCCAGCACCAGUGAUAGCACCUACGGCUCCAGCGAUCGUAUCAUCCUAUCGACCACAAGUAUCCGCACCUACAGCUGAACCUGAAGCAGGUCCAUCGACUAUCCGCCCUCCACAAAAUGGUCAGCCAGUCGUCCAACAUAAUGAUGUGGAGAUGAGCGAUGCAUCAAAGGCACCGCAGGGGAACGCGCAAGCUGGUCCGAGGCGUAGAGGAAAAUGUUUCGAUUAUCACGAGAAAGGAUUCUGCAUGCGUGGUACCGCUUGCCCGUAUGAGCAUUCGGACGAUAUGAUACUACCCUCACCGGACAUGAUGUUUGGUGGUCAAUUCCCUCCGCAGAUGAUGGGUGGAUUUCAAGGUGGAGGAGGUAGAGGUAUGGGAAGAGGACGUGGGAGAGGGCGAGGAGGUAUGGGAGGACCUCAUCAGCAAAAUGGUAACGGCCAUCUUUUCGGACCGGGACCUAACCAAGGAAACCCAUUCCCUCAACAACAAAUGCCUUUCCCUUUCCCGUUCCCAUUCCCCCCUAUGCCCGGACAACCUAAUCAGUUCCCACGCGGUCAUCACUCCAAAGAUAUCCCAAGUGAAUAUAUGGGAGUGAACCGUCCACCUUCAACUAGAGAUAUCACCACACUUGUGAUAACCGAUAUCCCUCAGCCUAAUCUCACCGUCCAAGCUAUCCGAGAUUACUUCCAGCAAUUCGGAGAAGUCACCAACGUAGCUAUCGAAGGUAAAUCCAAGAGGGCUCUGAUAAGUUUCGAAAAUAAUCAACAGGCUUUUCAAGCUUGGAAAUCUGAUCAGGCGGUGUUUGGAUCUCGACACGUCAAGGUACUAUGGCACAAACCUCUUCCAGGUAAAGGAUCAGCGGGUCAAGAUGCCCUUGAGAAAAGUUCCGAGCUAUUAGCCAACAUGAAGAAACUAGAGAGUGGACAGGGACAAGAGAUACAGGGGAAUGUUAAAGUGAAAUUGUCAGGACCGGAAAGUAGACUCAAAGCUACUUUGGCCGAAUUAGAAACGACGGAAAAGAGAGCAAAGAAAGAGACGUUGAUAGCGGAACAGAAGGUGCUGUUUAGUAAAACUCAAAAUGCAAGUAAAGAGGAGAAAGUACAGAUAUUAGGUAGAUUGAAAGAGAUAAAUAAAGAAUUGGAUCAAAUUAACAAUCCACCACCGAAAGAGGAAAGUAUGGAUGUGGAAUUGACAGAGAAAGGGAAAUUGGAUAGGGAAUUGGCGAAACAUGGUAUGGAAACUACAGAGGGUAAAGAUCAGGCAGAGUUGUUGAAGUUGAGUGCCCAAUUAUCGGCUUUGAGAGAUAAAGCAAAUACACUCGGUAUCAAUUCAUCUGCACGGUUCUCGCCGUACUCUCGCGGAGGAUCUAGAGGAAGAGGAUAUGGACCGAGAGGUAGAGGUAGAGGGCGUGGAGGGCCUCCUCGUCCAAUGCGACUUGAUAAUCGAUCUCGUACAAUCACCAUAUCAGGACAAGGCAUCUCAAAUGAACACGGACGAAAAGCAGUUCAAGAAUGGUACGAAUCUCAAGGUGGCGUGACGGAACAUGUAGAUGGUGGGAUGAGAGUGACGUAUCCUGCUAGAGAUAUGGCUGAGAAGGUACUGGCAUUGGGAACGAAAGAUAUCACUGGUCUAUCAGCAGGGAUCAAUAUCAAUUGGUAUACCGCACCCGUUGGAAGUCAUGCGCCAGAAGUGGAGAUGAUGGCCGAAGAUGAACCUGUAAGAGGAGAACGAUACGACGAGGAAUAA